UUCACAGAGGUGAAACUCAGACGGCAUCUUCUUACUGGUGAAGAAGUUGCAACAAAAAUCAUGGACCAAGUUGCUUUAGGGGAUGACUUGCCUCGUGUUGGAACAGCAAUUGGUGCCAUGAAGAACUGAAGUCAUCAAGAUGUUUGCCAAUUGCAUCAUGUAACAGAGACAUCAAAGAAAAUAUUCAUGGUCUUGGAGCAUUGUCCUGGAGGGAAGCUGUUUGAUUAUAUUGUUUCUAAGGACCACCUUUCAGAAGAGGAAGCUCGAGUCUUUUUUCAACAGACUGUUUCAGCAGUCGCUUAUGUUCCCAGUCAGGGUCGUGCCCACAGAGACCUCAAACCAGAAGAUCUGUUGAUUGUUGAGAAACAUGUUCCUCAUAAUUUGAAGCUGACAGACUUUGGACUCUGUGCAAAGCCAAAGGGAGGCCUUGAUGACCACCUGAACACAUGCUGUGGAAGCCCAGCAUGUGCAGCACCAGAGCUAAUCCAGGGCAAAGCCUAUAUUGGCUCAGAGGCAGAUUUUUGGAGCAUGGGUGCACUGCGGUACGCUGUGCUGUGUGGGUUUCUUCCUUUUGAUGAUGGCAGUGUGAUGGCACUCUACAGGAGGACAACAGGAGAGAGGAAAAGACACUGUUCCAAAAUGGCUUUCCCCUAGCAGCACGCUGCUACUUGACCAACUGCUGCAGGUAAAAGAGCUGCUUCUAUUCAGAGUGAUGUACAAAAUGCUGUUGCAUCAGCUCAAAACAUUGAUGGAGCGCUUAGAAAAUAUGCAGUGUUUAAACAAGUUAAACUGCUGCAUGCCUGAUGUCCUUGAAGAAAAGGUUAGCAUUGCCUUGUGCUGAAAAUUCUCCAAUAGUAACGUAGUACUAGUUAAUGGUUAUAGAAAUGAUUGCAGUUUUAAUAAUUACACAGUCUUCAAGCAGCUUGCGUUUGGAUGUUCUUAAUUGUGCUGUGUAAUUAAAAGUGAUCUGUACACAAAAGCUGUUUCUCAAAGGAAGCUGGAUGUACUGAGUGUGCCUUUGGGCUGUAUCUACGCAGUCUCACAUACAACAUGCUGGUGGAACAUUUACUGUAACCGUAGGUGCUGUAACUGUUCUUCACAGCUCAGGUGUUUGACCUUCCUUCUGGUGAAGGGAAUAAAUACUGCUGGUCUCUAUUUGUGCUUCCAGGCACCUUGAAGUUGUUAGGAAAAGAAUAACUGUCUCCAGUUCUUCUGCACCUUCAGAAAGUUUGCAGGCAGCCCCGUGCUGAGAGGUGUGGUGGAUCAAACAGGAGGUAGGGAUCUCAUCCUGGUGGUAUUCAGGGCCGGGUUGGAUGAGGCCUGGGCAGUUUGAUCUGGUGAGUUGCAGCUUUGCAGCUUGGAGCUUGAUGGUCUUUAAGGUCCCUUCCAACUCAAGCCAUUCUAUGAUUCUCUGGAACUGUGCUUGUGCUCCUUAUCUCUCAGUUGUCUGACCUGUGUGAGAGGUUGGGGUAGCGGGGUUGGGGUGGGGGUGGGAAUUGGGGGUGUGAGGGAGAUUCCUGCUGUGGAUACUGAAGUUGCUGUGUAUUUGCAGCCAAUGGCUGCUGCUGGCCUCUGGGUGCCACUGUUUCUCUGAAGAACAGCUGUGCUGAUCGUACACCACUGUGCUGUGUGUGCCGUGCAACUGAAUAAUUAAGAGGGGAUAGAGGUGUAACUUGUGCUCUAGUGAAAAUCUCAUCUGCUGACAGGCUUUUGUACUUGAAUGCAGAACCUGUUGCCACAGAGGGACCAGUUGCUGAAGUUUGGUGACUCUGUUUACUCCUUGCAGUAUUUAGCCCUGAUGCUAACUAUUUAAAAUAGAAAAUCUGAAGUGGUGGCUAACUGUUGACUUGAUUGCUGCAUAUCAGAAGACUAUCAUGGUGAUAUUGGCUCUGUGAGAUGACUUGGAAGCUGUUUCUUCAGUACAGGUCUUGUUCUUGCAGCUGGGGCACCUUGAUGAAGACUGUGCAACAGAACUUGCUGUGUUUCACAACCAGAGCAGAGAGAGUAUAUCAGCAUUAAUAUCAGAGGUGGAAUUGUGACCAGAUGUCACAACCUAUCUCUUGCUUCAAUCCAGGAAGGUUCGUGGCAAGCGCAUCCACUUAAGGAUUCCAUCACAAACGACGUGCAGUACAACACAGCCAGCAAGCCAGGGAAGAAUCUCAACUGAACACUUCUUUUCAGUCUGAAAAGGCUGUGACAUCUGAAGAUGUGCCAGGUUGCAGCCAUGUGCCACAUGCGUUUGGAUCCAUGGGAUUUGCUGAUGGAACUGCAUUGUUUGAAGAAUCUCCACUAGAAGAGUUUGUUCUAAAUGCUCACAGAACAAAGCAGGUGUCUGAAGAUCCAGUGCUGGUUUCUGACAGAAAAAAUACAAUUCUUAAUCCAGAAA
Messenger RNA from Lagopus leucura (white-tailed ptarmigan), 2386 nucleotides. RefSeq names its product maternal embryonic leucine zipper kinase-like. Gene Ontology annotation, cellular component: cytoplasm. Lineage: Eukaryota; Metazoa; Chordata; Aves; Galliformes; Phasianidae. Gene Ontology annotation, biological process: protein phosphorylation; intracellular signal transduction; microtubule cytoskeleton organization. Gene Ontology annotation, molecular function: ATP binding; tau-protein kinase activity; protein serine/threonine kinase activity. The annotation marks the transcript as partial. The transcript is spliced from 9 exons. The record is from RefSeq and is a predicted model, not a curated record.